This is a messenger RNA of Myxozyma melibiosi, 1753 nucleotides long. Its product is annotated as 5-formyltetrahydrofolate cyclo-ligase family-domain-containing protein. Gene Ontology annotation, cellular component: mitochondrion. NCBI's taxonomy places the organism in Eukaryota, Fungi, Ascomycota, Lipomycetes, Lipomycetales, Lipomycetaceae. The record is from RefSeq and is a predicted model, not a curated record. Gene Ontology annotation, molecular function: 5-formyltetrahydrofolate cyclo-ligase activity. The coding region runs from base 330 to 1502 and encodes 390 amino acids. Gene Ontology annotation, biological process: tetrahydrofolate interconversion; folic acid-containing compound biosynthetic process. The transcript has 5 exons.
GUCGUAGAAUUGCUGGUCUUGCUGGCUUGUGCUUUUCUUCGUGUACCAAUUCUGCACUCUUCAUUAAUGACGCCGUAUUUUUUGAAGGUGACUUUGUUUAUUGGUUCAUAGUGAUUGUUUGUUGCUCUGAUGAUGUGCAAUGGUGCGGAGCCAAAAUAAACAUAUAAAUUCAGCCGACAUGGACUUCACAGUAACGGUGCAAUUAAUCAGUACAUGUCUCUUCACCAAAUUGUUAAUAUAUUGCUCUAUUAGAUAAUACCCGUGUAGUAUUUGAAUGAAGAAAGAAAUGUUUGGUGGUGUCUUCUUAUUACCUCAGUCGGAGAUCGUAAAUGGGAGCAGCUGGCAGCUCCAUCGAAUUGAGUUUCCAAAAAUUAGAUGACUUCAGAUAUUCCCACCGGCUGAAAUCGUCAUUGCAAACCAGUUGCAAGUCACUCCCUCGCAGCACCUUCCCGACAUGCCGUAUAGAGAUGAAGGACCCCGCUGCAAUUUUUCGGAAAUCUCUAGAUCUUUCACGGACUAGACGGUCGCUGUUAACGUCUGCGCUCGAAUCAGGACACGACCCAAAGAUCGAUGUCAGAACUGCACUGUAUAAGCGGCAGGUGCGCAAGGAGAUGUGUAAGAGACUACACGAUAUUCCGCGAAAAUCUAUAAUAUCACAAUCCGAGAUAGUUGCGCGGAGACUUCGAAAUCUCGAGUGGUAUAAGGAGGCAAAGAACAUCGGCUUCUACGCUAAACCGUACCCCGGAGAAGGCAAGAAAAGAAAUGACCUCGAAGUAGGGAUACUUUCGGACAAGAUGAUUUAUAACGCAUUUGAAGAUGGAAAAAAUGUGUUUUUGCCGCGGAUAACGCCCACGAUUGAUAUGAAACCGGAGAAUCUCGAAUAUUUACAGACCGUCCUAAGACUUGCUACUAAAUAUAGCGAAUAUCUACCUUUCUUCUUCCUGGAGAUGAGCCAGAUCGAGAACUACGAACAGUCGCGGCAACUCAUCGAUAACUACAACCCAAAGAAGCCAGUGAAGGAUCCGCCUCCAGGAUUUGACCCAUUCGACUCUGCCGGCCUUGAUAUGAUCAUUGUUCCCGGAGUAGCAUAUAAUAACAAAGGAAUGAGACUAGGCCGUGGCCAGGGAUUUUACGACAAUUACAUUUUCUUUCAUCGGGCGUGGUCAUUAAAUCAGAACUUACCAAUCCCAUCCGUUAUCGGCAUGGCUCUCGAAGAGCAGUUAUAUCCCGACCACGAGCGAAUCUACGGACCGAACGACAAGAGAUUCCUCCCGCGCACUACUGCCGACACUCCGGUGUUCAGAUCCGUGCUUUCUGAAACCGAACUGCAGCAGGUGGAGAAAAGGAUACCGGCAUUUGUGCCCCACACACAGCACGAUGUGUAUAUGGAUUUGGUCCUCACGCCUUCUCGAGAAUAUGGAAUUCUUGAGCAGGAGGUGAGAGCGAGCGAAGAGGGGAUGAACAAAGAGGAUGGAUCGGCGGGUUUUGUAAAUAUACCGUAGAUAGAGGGCGAAUAUGAAGUACAAGAGCAAUAUUGAAAAGCGCGAGGAGGCUUUGAUGAAUAUAGUCACUUCGCAAGAACAUUUUAUUGUAAUACACAAUCUACCAACGAAUUUUCCCUUUCCUUCUUUAUCUUACAAACUCCCAGAUCCUGAUUUAUCUGUUCGAGGCAUUCAGGCUUCCAGACUCGAGAUAAGAGUAAUAUUGUCACCCUUCAAUAAUAUCCGACCUACACGAGAUAUAUUAGCGACCC